Molecule: messenger RNA, 1767 nt
Organism: Vigna radiata var. radiata (mung bean)
Lineage: Eukaryota; Viridiplantae; Streptophyta; Magnoliopsida; Fabales; Fabaceae
Exons: 1
Coding region: 1-1767 (588 amino acids)
Source: RefSeq, a predicted model, not a curated record
AUGGCUGGAGAGGUACCUUUGGAGAUCUUGCAAAAUUUGCAGCAGCAAAUUCAGGAGAUGAGGGCGGAAAUCGCAACAAUGAGGGCGGAACAAGCGAACAGAGUAGGAGGUCAUUCUGACCGCUCUGUCAAUGUAGAGACAUAUCAUUCAGACACCGGGGAACAACCUCAUACCCAAGGUGAGGGACGACGAGAGAAUCAUAAUCCUGUGCCUAGUGAGGGAGUUGGAGGAGUUAACGGAAGAGGGGCAGGUAGAGGUGAUGGACGACCGGUAAGCAGGGCUGGGAGUAGAAGCGGAGGGCGAGGAAGAGGGCGGGGCAAUGACAGAGGCGAUCCUCGUCGCCAGGAAGAGAGGCAACGAAACGAAGAGCAAAACCCUAUACAUGGCGAUCAAGUUGAGGGAUUACACCCUUUCACACCACGGGUAAUGCAAGCAAUCAUACCAGAAAACAAAGUGUUGCCAUCAAUGGAGAGGUAUGGAGGUUCCUCUGACCCUGUUAAGCAUUUACGAUCCUUCGUAGAUGCCAUGGCGGUAUAUUCGUCCGACGAACUGGUAUGGUGUAGAGUCUUCUCUCUUUCAUUAAAGGAAGAAGCAUUGGACUGGUUCCAUUCCUUACAACCUGGAACCAUUGACAACUUCGUCAAACUGCGCCAGCUAUUUACUCAGCAGUAUGCCUCGAGUAAGACGCCCGGUGUGACUUACACGGCCCUAGUAAGAAUGAAGCAAGGACGAGAGGAGUCCCUCAAACUUUUUAUGGAUCGGUUCAACCGUACCGCCCGGCAGGUACAGAAUGCCGAUCAGCGACUGGUGGUGAGUGCCUUGACCACUGCAUUGCGNCCUGGUCCGUUUUGUGACUACCUCCACGCAGAAGAGCCCCAAAGCAUGGACGAAUUACAAAGCAAAUUGGCCAGUUUUAUUCGUAUAGAAGAAGGGAGAGCCCAUCAACGUGGGAGAGAAGAGGGGGAAUCAGUGNCCCGUCCGGCCAGANUGAGAUCCGGACCACAGUCCGGUGGGAAUGACAGGAGAGGAGGCUACAGAGGCAAAGAACACAACCAAAUGCAACAAUACAUUCACCACACUCCUUUGAAUGCACCNCGUGCAAGAGUACUGGAAGAGGCGUUGAGGGNCGACCUGCUAACAGUGGUACAAAUACCUACACCUAGAGGAGCUGAUGAAAGCAAAUAUUGCCGGUAUCAUCAAAAUCGGGGCCACACAACUGAAGAUUGUCAUACAUUGAAGGACAANUUGGAAUCUUUGGUUCAAGCANGACAUCUUCAGAANUUCGUCCACAGGGGAAGAGCGCCCACCAGACCCGAUCGGACCUCAUUGCAGCCAGAAUCCCGAAAAAGGACCCGGCCGAGAGCGGAUCGGAGCAGAAGCAGAAGCGCUNACCGAACGGUCAGAGGAGUAAUCAAUACUAUUUCUGGAGGGUUUGCAGGAGGUGGAUCGACGUCAGCCGCCCGCAAAAGACACUUAAGAAACUUGCAUAGCUCCCACCGAACGGACACCUCAAAAAGAUCUAUGCCCGCCAUCACUUUUUCUGAUGAUGAUUUCCAUGCACCUGACUUAGAGCAAGAUGACCCGAUGGUGAUAACAGCAAUGAUCGCCAGGUACAAGGUGAGUAAAGUCUUAAUAGAUCAAGGUAGUUCGGCCAACAUAUUAUAUUGGAAGACCUUCAAGCAAAUGGACAUAUCGGAGGAUGCAAUUUUGCCUUUCCAUGAGCAAAUUGUAGGAUUUGCGGGAGAGAGAGUGGAUACAAGGGGGUAG